This is a messenger RNA of Nelumbo nucifera (sacred lotus), 3500 nucleotides long. NCBI's taxonomy places the organism in Eukaryota, Viridiplantae, Streptophyta, Magnoliopsida, Proteales, Nelumbonaceae. The record is from RefSeq and is a predicted model, not a curated record.
UCGAACCGAUGAGAGGGGCCUUUAAGGGUCUCUCGUUCUUUUUGAAGAGAAAGAGAGGAAUCUCUCAAAUUUGAGGCUAGUGUUGAUAAAGAGCGGUAGGAGAAGAGAGGUCUGAAGGUUGGUCGAGAAUGGAUGAAGGGAUAGAGAGUUUGAGAGAUAUUGCAGAAUAAGAGAGCUCACUCUCUUCCUAACCAUUGAAAUAUCCCUGCUCUCUCUUUGUCACUGUGGUUGUUAGCAUACCAUUGCCAUCUAAGCUCUAGUUCGUUUCUAUUCAUUUUAGUCGAGUGUCUGAAUCAUUCCUGUACCAACCUAGGUCGAUCGAAACCGCCAAAGAAGCAUCUCUCAAUCGUUCAAAGGCUACAAGAGAUCAUCGGAGACCGGCGGCAACAGGGAACCCAGCUAACCGCAGUUGGCGGCACUUCACCUUAUUAGGACCGGAAUCUAUAGAGGAGAGCUUUGACCAAUUGAACAGCUUGAGAUGAUUCAGUUGUUGGGUUCUGAAGAUUGCAUACUAAUGCAGCAGCUGAUUUUAUUUCUGAUUUAGAUUGGGUUUCUAUAAUUAAUUCAUUAUCUUCUAUAUUUGAUAAGUAUGGUUUCGGUUCUUAGGGUUUGUUCCAGGCCUCUUUGCUGCAGUUGUAAUGGUUAUAUUAAUCAACAGUGUUAUGCUUCUUGUUUAUCCUCCAUAGUCUCUACUUACGAUAAAUACCUUUCCACUUGCUGUUCUUCAAAGUUCAAUGACAAUGUGGUGCAGAAUUUUACUCAAAUUCAACUUAACACAGUUACUAGAAGACCGCCUCCAAAUACAUCCCAUUUUUCAGAAUGCUUUCAUGUUUCAUUCUAUUCUUCUCAUGCCAAAAAUACCACUCCCAGAAGAUAUUUGAAGAAAGGGCCAUCUAAAAAUUUGAGAGCCAUCAGCAAAUCUACUUUUAAUCAAGCUCAGUUUCAAAAUGCAAUAUCCCAACUCCCACAUAGAUUCACUCCAGAAGACCUCUAUAAAGUCAUAACCCUCCAGGAUGAUCCUCAAGUAUGUCUGGAGAUCUUUAAUUGGGCCUCACAACAACCCAGAUUCAGGCAUGAUGUCUCAACUUACCACAUCACAAUAAAAAAACUUGGUUCUGCAAAAUUUUUCCAAGAGAUGGAUGAUGUUGUUAACCAAGUGCUUGCUGUUCCAAGUUGUGGAUCAGAAGCUCUUUUUAAUACAAUCAUAUACUUUUUCACAGAAGCUAGGAAAUUGUCAAGAGCAAUCAAUGUGUACAAGUACAUGAGGAGGAGCAAAGAUUCCAGUUGUAAGCCUUCUGUUAGGACAUACAAUAUUCUCUUUGCAGCACUUUUGGGCCGGGGAAGCAAUACAUAUAUAAAUUACAUGUACAUGGAUACUAUCAGCUGCCUCUUCAAGCAAAUGGUAAAUGAUGGCAUUGAACCUGACAUUUUCUCAUUGAAUUUUAUGAUCAAAGGGUAUGCUCAAUCUCUUCAUGUCAAUGAUGCUCUUAGAGUAUUCCAUCAAAUGGGUGUGGUAUACAACUGCCUUCCCAAUUCACAUACUUAUAAUUAUCUGAUUCAUGGGCUUUGUGUCCAAGGCCGGACAGUCAAUGCUAAGGAGUUGUAUGAGGAAAUGAAGAACAAAGGAUUUGUGCCAAGCAGUAAGGCAUAUAAUUCCCUUGUGAAUUGUUUCGCUAUUAAUGGUGAGAUUGAGGAAGCUGAGAAGAUUCUGUGGGAGGUGGCAGAAAAACGGGUGGUAAUUGAUUUUAUUACUUACCAGACGGUCUUGAAUGAGAUCUGCAGGCAAGGAAUGAUCGGUAAAGCCAUGUUGUUGUUGAAUGAAUUGCAAGAGAAGGAUCUUGUGGAUGGGCAUGCUUACAGAAAGCUUUUAUGUGGGGUUGAAGAUGAAUUUCGAAUUUCAAAUUGUAGAAAUUGAUUGUGGUGAGACAGUUUUGAAUGAGAUAUGCAGGCAAGGAAGGAUUGGUAAAGCCAUGUUGUUGUUAAAGGAAUUGCAAGAGAAGGAUCUUGUGGAUGGGCAUGCUUACAGAAAGCUUUUAUGUGGGGUUGAAGAUGCAUUUAGAAAUUGAAAUCAUAUUGGUCAUGGUGAAAUGGUAUUGAAUGAGAUCUGCAGGCAAGGAAGGAUUGGUAAAGCCAUGAUGUUGUUGAGGAAAUCACAAAAGUAUCUUGUGGAUGGGCAUGCUUACAGAAAGCUUUUAUGUGGGGUUGAAUAUUAAUAUGGAAAUUCAAAUUAUAGAAAUUGAUUACGGUGAGUAUUUGAAUCUUUUACUGCAUUACUGAAAUUUAGUUUUGCUUUGUUUGGAUAUGGAUAUGGAUAUGUUUCAAAUAAGAUUCGUAGAAUGAUUGUGGCUAGUAUUUGAGUUUUUUAACUGCACCACUGAUUUCAAAUCUAGUUUUGUUUAUUUUUUUGAUAAUUUCUUUUACUAUCUCCUAAAUCUCAAUGUAGUUGUAAUAUUGUCUAAGUAAAUCAAACUUUCAUUUUACACUGGGUAAAUUAUAUAACCUCCUUUGAGGAUCUAUUAUUGCAAUUUCUAUCUGGGUAUUAAAUCAAAUUUCAUGUUUGUUUAUUAAAUCUCUAUGACUAUUCUCAGAUUUGCUUUUCUUAUCGAUCUUUCUCUUUUCAUUGCCAAGUCAUUCCCUUGGAUCUUAUUUCUCUUAGUUUCUCAUUUUCUCCUCUUAUCCAGUAGUCAUUCUUGUUAUUAACAGUUUUUAGUCCUUAAACAAUAUAACCCAAGCAUGUUUUUAUGUUGUUUCUUAGUUUUUGAAAACACUUAAAUUUCAUAUACCCUCUUUUGUUGGUUAUACAUAAGCUAAGUAUUAAAAACAAGCAAGGUAACUUUAGACAGGUUUGAUAUAGAUACUUCUCAACUCAUUGUUUCUCCUCUUCCUCUUGCUCAUUUAGACAGGUUUGUUUACAAUACUUUAUUUUUGCAAUUUUAUCUUUUAAACCAUCCUUUUUUUAACUUUUAUUGAAGAAGAAAACAGCAUACAAAUUACAAAGGGCCUUUCCACUAAAGCCCAAUACCAAGAGUACAAAGAUAGUUAGACCUCUCCAGCCAGCAGCUGGGCUCCUAAAGACCUUGGUUGAAGUCCUUUCACCGCAGUAGUCCAGGAUAUUAGCUUUCCAAAUGUAUAGGAAAUAAGUUGAUCCACUUCACUUCGUUUGUUUUGGAAAAUUCUGUUAUUCCUUUCGGCCUAAAUAGUACUUAAUACCACAGCUGGGAUGGAGGAUCAUACACUCUUUGAGAUCUUUUAAACCAUCUUAAAUAUAACUAAAAGCUUUUGUUUUUCUUAGAUAUUAUUAUAAACCCCAUUUUAGGUUCUAGAGAAGAUUUUUUUGUGAUAUGUUUAUUGAUCCAACAUCAGAUGCACUUGUACAUUAUAAACAACUUUUCUUGUUUAUCAAUAACAAUAACUUGUUAAGGAUCAAAAUGGCAAGAGAAAAUAAGCACCAACUAUUCUAAAACUGAGAAUUAGAGCCAACCAACCAAAAAGAAAAAAAA